AUGGCUGAGACGCAAUUCCAAAUGAUUUCUGACCUCCACCUGGAAUCCCCAGCUGCAUACGAUAUUUUCCAAGUCAAACCCCGAGCGCCAUAUCUGGCAUUGAUCGGCGACAUUGGCUACGUCAAGGACGAGGGCUUCUUUCAUUUUAUUCGCAAGCAAAUAGAAGCCUUCCGCAUCGUAUUCCUUGUUCUUGGCAAUCACGAACCAUAUCACAGCAAUUGGGCUCAAACAAAGUUACGUGUGAAAAUAUUUGAGUCCCAACUCAACGAGUCUUUCAAACGAGGCGAAACGUCGGGCCAGUUUGUUUUCCUCGAUCAGACACGCUAUGACCUUUCACCGACACUGAGCAUCCUCGGCUGCACCCUAUUUUCCCAAAUAGCCCAAACGCAGAUGGAAGGCGUCAGUUAUGGCUUGAACGACUUCUAUCAUAUUAGUGAUUGGUCAGUUGAAGCACACCAAGAAGCACACCAAACUGACCUUGAAUGGCUCAAUCGUGAAGUAAAGUCUAUUUCGCGCUUGGAACCUAGUCGCAAAAUCGUUGUGCUCACCCAUUAUUGUCCCCUAAUCAGCGAAAACGUCGUCGAUCCGAAGCAUAGACAUAGCAAAAUCUCCUCUGGUUUUAUGUCUGAUCUGUCAGGCGAAUCCUGCUGGAAACAGGAGGUUGUCAAGAUAUGGGCUUUUGGUCAUACCCAUUUCAACUGUGACUUCCGAGACGCAGAGACCGGGAAAAGGGUGGUUUCAAACCAAAGAGGAUACUAUUUUUCUCAGACAGAGGGGUUCGACACUGCCAAAAUCGUUGAAAUAUGA
Penicillium taxi is the source of this 807-nucleotide messenger RNA. RefSeq names its product Ser/Thr protein phosphatase superfamily. The record is from RefSeq and is a predicted model, not a curated record. Bases 1 to 807 code for a protein of 268 amino acids. Lineage: Eukaryota; Fungi; Ascomycota; Eurotiomycetes; Eurotiales; Aspergillaceae. Gene Ontology annotation, molecular function: hydrolase activity. The transcript has a single exon.